Molecule: messenger RNA, 2491 nt
Organism: Stomoxys calcitrans (stable fly)
Lineage: Eukaryota; Metazoa; Arthropoda; Insecta; Diptera; Muscidae
Gene: Sclp
Product: leucine-rich repeat-containing protein 20
Exons: 4
Coding region: 363-1091 (242 amino acids)
Cellular component (GO): extracellular matrix
Molecular function (GO): protein binding
Source: RefSeq, a predicted model, not a curated record
UUUGAAAAACGGAGCACUUACCAAGCGGUUUGUAACUGAAAGAAAUAAAAAUAAAAAAAAAAUUCAAAAUAAAUAUUGAAUGUGUUCAAUGAAACAGUUAAAAUAUAAAUGUUGAAUGUUUAAAGAAAAUAAUCAGAACAUUAUUAGAAAAAAUAUAUUUAUGAAGAAAACAAAUUGAAACGCAAUAAACCCAGUGACCAUAUGAAUAAAGUAACUUAAUCAAAUUUUUGUAUAAAUGAGCAAAAAGUGAUUAUUGUGCAUUGCAUACAAUCAAAAAACAAAAAAAGAUAGAAAGAAAAUUUAAUAAAAAUUAGAAAAAAGAAUUUUCAUAUAGCCAAUAUCAAUUGAAACUUUAAGUGAAAAUGCGUCCCUUCGGUAACGAUAUUACCAAUAUUGCCAAUAAUGGCAAUAACGGCAACAACAACAAUAAUAACAACAACAAUGGAAAUAACAAUAACAACACAAAUGGAAACUUGGUACUCGAUCAACCCAUGGUUGAAGAUCCCCGUGUACCCCCUCACAUAGCCAGAAUUGGUGGAAUUGUUACAUUCUCCCCCAUAGCUGGUCGUGGUGUUAUUCGAGUGGUCGGUCGUUGCGAGGAUGCCAAGGAGAAUAAUAUGUUAGAUUUAUCGGAAUGUGAACUUAUGCAAAUACCUGAUGCUGUCUAUCAUUUGAUGCGCAACACAGAAUUGAAAACUUGUGAUCUCAGCGGAAAUGUGAUUAAGAAGAUUUCGCCUAAGUUUGCAUUAAAAUUCAGUUUAAUAACAGAUCUUAAUUUGUCACACAAUCACUUGUCCAAACUGCCCGAUGAAUUGGCAGAUUUAAAUAAUUUGGCCAAACUGAAUAUCUCACAUAACUCAUUUAUUGUUUUACCACCGGUGGUAUUUAGGAUUCCUAAACUAAAAGAAUUAGAUGCCAGCCACAAUGCCAUAAUUGAAAUCGAUACCGAUGAAAUUAUUACCAGUGAUAACUUAGAAUUAGUAGAUUUACGUCACAAUCCUUUGGGUCGUACCUGUCAUCGCAGACUAAAAAAUGUCCAGACGCCUUUCCGUUUGGAAAUUUCAGAAUAUAAUGAAGAAGAAGACUGGUAAAAGCCUAUGUUGCAGCAACAUUGUAAAUUAUUGUGGACAAACAAAUUAGAAUCUACUAUAUACUACAUAUUUAUCUCGAUUUUAAGGAGGCAUUAUCAUUAUGGCACACUUACUCAUGAACAAAAGCACCUUGCACUUUUUCUAUAAAUGCAUACGAAAUCAUUUAACAAGUAAACAAAUAAGACGACAAUAAUAACGAACUCAUUUUCUGUAGUAUUUAAGAAUUUAUAGAUUUAAGAUGAAAAACAAACUGAAACCAAAACACUUGCCGAAAAAACAAACAAAUUAUGCGUUAAAGAUUAUAUGAAGAAAUUGUAGGUGAUGAGGAAGAGUAGAAAGUGUUAUUGAAAAUGGUAGCUAUGAAGUUUAUCAUAUCUAGAAAAGUAUGUUGUAAUCAGCAUACAAUGUUUGCUGCUGCUUUUAACAGGAAGACUAACCACUUUGAAAGUAAAAUAUUUGCAGUAUAUUUUCCCGGAAAAAAAGAAGAUGGUAAUUUUUCAAAUUUGUAAUUAGAACUACCAUGAAGAAUUAAUGGAUGUAUUAAAUAUAUAUUUGUUCCCCGAAAACAGAGGCAUAAUUCUAAAGAAACUAUUCUAUAGACAAAUGCUGCAAACGUUCUACAUCAAAAUUUAAAAUUUUCAUACAGCAGCAAACAUUGUUCUUUUCUGGUCUACAAAAUACCUUUUAUGAAAACCAAAAUGAAAUUUAGCCAAUUUACAAUACUUAAUGGAUAUGCCAAUUGCACAUAUUUAGAUUAUUAUUAUAUGACAUUUUUAUCUGUCAAAAUUUAAUGCUAGUUUCAAAAUGUAUUAGUUUGAAUUCAAUGCUUUAGAGAUACAUAAAGAUUGAACAAAUUUUAUAACAUCAUGCAAUGUUAAUAAUAAUGGGAUACAAUUCUUAUCACUAGCUAGACGCACACAAAGUAUUUCGAAUACUCUUAAACACUUCAUUUAAUAGAAAUGUUUCCCGCCCACAAUUAUCUUCAACUAUACAAAUAUGGUAUUGUAAAUGUGUUUUAUUAGAUUUAAGAUUAAAAACAAAAUCAAACUAUAUACUAGAAAAACAAAUAUCCAAAGAAAACUAUUUACUAACACAUUUAUACUCAUACAAAAUUCCUUUGUGUAUAAAGGAAAACUAGCGCUUAACUAUUGCAAUAAGUUUUUAUAUAAUUAUUUUUAUGUUUAGUAAACUGUGAUUGUCAUAUAAAUUAGAGAAAAAUGUUAAUGUUUUAUUUUAGUUCUUUUUUAAUUGUUUGUAUAUAUUUUUUUUUAAAACGAGAAAGUAAUUACGAUCUACGUAUUUCUAUAAACUUUUAUCACUUACUAGUCAUCAGUCCUUGUGCAUAUGUUUAAAAAAGUUUAUUAAAAGAUCUUAGUGUUUGACUAUGCUGCCUAUCCUCA